Molecule: messenger RNA, 426 nt
Organism: Kalmanozyma brasiliensis GHG001
Lineage: Eukaryota; Fungi; Basidiomycota; Ustilaginomycetes; Ustilaginales
Product: Sybindin-like protein
Exons: 2
Coding region: 1-426 (141 amino acids)
Biological process (GO): endoplasmic reticulum to Golgi vesicle-mediated transport
Cellular component (GO): TRAPP complex
Source: RefSeq, a predicted model, not a curated record
AUGUCGUCACUCUGGAUCAUCAACAAGGCCGGAGGCCUCAUCUACCAAUCCGAGCACUUUGUCCAUCCCAAUGCCGCUUCUAUGCCCAACAACGGCCGCCUUUCCUCCAAUGAGUACCUCGUUCUCGCAGGAACGCUCCACGGUAUUCACGCGAUCACAGCCAAGCUCAAUCCGGUCCCAAAUCGAAAGUGCAGCGGCAUCGAAAGCUUGGAUUCGGAUCACUUUACCAUUCGCGUCAUGGUCACCCCCACGGGCACGAAGUUCGUCCUGGUGACAUCACCAGCGCACCCGAACCCAGCAGGCGUGUUGCACCGUUGCUACGAGGCAUACGCGGAUCAUGUGAUGAAGAACCCAUUCUACACGCCAGAGAUGCCGGUGAGGAUAGAGACCUUUGACAAGGCUGUAGAAGCGCUUGUCAAGGCGUGA